AUGGCUUAUAAAUUGUAUUUGGUCGUGGCGUUCAUAUGUGUGGUGCCUAUAAUCUACGCUUGUAAUGAAGCUAUAUGUGCAAGUGUAGUCUCCAAAUGUAUGUUGACUGGAUCUUGUAAGUGCGAUUUGAAAGACUGUUCGUGCUGCAAAGACUGCUUCAACUGCCUAAGUUACUUGUAUAGUGAAUGUUGCAGUUGCGUUGAUAUGUGUCCAAAACCCAAUGACACACAAACUGAGCUGUCAAAGUCUUCAUACGUAGAAGAACUUGCUGAUGGAGUGCCAGGCUUAUUCUCCGCUUUGACUAGCGAUGCAGAUCCACAAGAGCGAUGGCUGUCUAUCACAUAUCCUGUUGACAUUGACUUGUCUGCAUAUCGUCCCACCCCAGAGAAGCAAGUGGUAUAUCAUCUGCAGAGCGUGGAGUCAAACUCGGAGCCGGUGAAUCGCGACAUAGUCACGCUCAACUGCACGGUGGCGUACAUGUCGCAGUGCAUGUCGUGCGACAAAUGCCGCGCCUCCUGCCGCUCCAUGGGUGCCAACAGCAUAAGAUGGUUCCAUGACGGUUGCUGUGAAUGUGUAGGCGAGAAGUGUUUGUACUACGGAAUCAAAGAAAGCAGGUGCUUAGCAUGCCCGGGUGGCAAGGCUACCACAGACAAUGCUCUCGACGAAGAUUUAACCUACGACGAUUUCGAUUAUGGCGAAGAAGUUGACGCGCAAUCUCUUUAA
Molecule: messenger RNA, 723 nt
Organism: Chilo suppressalis (striped riceborer)
Lineage: Eukaryota; Metazoa; Arthropoda; Insecta; Lepidoptera; Crambidae
Source: the annotation of a GenBank genome assembly